Chrysoperla carnea is the source of this 1442-nucleotide messenger RNA. RefSeq names its product dnaJ homolog subfamily C member 25 homolog. Gene Ontology annotation, biological process: protein folding. The transcript has a single exon. The record is from RefSeq and is a predicted model, not a curated record. NCBI's taxonomy places the organism in Eukaryota, Metazoa, Arthropoda, Insecta, Neuroptera, Chrysopidae. The coding region runs from base 170 to 1204 and encodes 344 amino acids. Gene Ontology annotation, cellular component: endoplasmic reticulum membrane.
UUCAAAAAAAAAAAAAUCGGCACGUCAAAUGAAACGGUUAAAAUUUUUAAGGUGGUGAUAAAAAUGUAGUGAUGCAUGAAACUGAUUACGUAGACAUCAAUGAAACUCAAUUGAAAAAACAAAUUGCACAGCAGCAAUUUUAUCACUAUGUAAUUAUUGGAAAUUUUGAAUGAAAAAAGUGACACAAAAUUUGAUUGAAAACAUGGCACUAAUUAAUUUAUUACAAUUAUUAUUAAUUUUAAUCACGACAACAAAUGCUCAACUUCUAGAAGGAUUAUACUGUGGUAAAGAGAAUUGUUACGAUGUUCUGGGUGUUACACGUGAAUCAACCAAAUCCGAAAUAUCGAAAAAUUAUCGUCAACUCGCACGAAAAUAUCAUCCGGAUUUACAUCGUACCGAAGAAGCGAAAAGUAUCGCUGAAGAACAAUUUAAAAAAAUCGCCACCGCUUAUGAAAUUUUAAAAGAUGAAGAAACACGCACCGAUUAUGAUUAUAUGUUAGAUAAUCCCGAUGAAUAUUACGCUCAUUAUUAUCGAUAUUAUCGACGUCGUGUUGCACCCAAGGUUGAUGUUCGUAUUGUGCUAGCUGUAACGAUUACAAUUAUAUCGAUUAUACAAUAUUAUAGUGCGUGGCAACGUUAUGAAGAAGCGAUUAAAUAUUUUAUGUCGUUACCGAAAUAUCGAAACAAAGCAAUGGAUUUUGCACGUCAAGAAGGUUUAAUGCCAAAUCCAAAAGCGACGAAACGUAAAAGUAAAAGUGAACAAAAAGAAGAAAUGGAAUCGAUAAUACGAAAAAUCAUUGAAGAAAAUAUGGAUAUUAAAGGUUCAUAUGCAAAACCACAAAUCAAGGAUAUUUUAUGGAUUCAGCUGUUAAUAUCCCCUUAUACCCUAGUUAUGUAUUUCGUGUGGUAUGUGUCGUGGAUCUAUAAAUAUAAUUUGUUAAAACGACCGUACGGUACCGAAGAAAAAUUAUAUUUAAUACGAAAAUAUAUGAAAAUGGGACAACAUCAAUUUAACGGUUUGGAAGAGCACAAGAAAGAGGAAUUCUUAGAACGGGAAUUAUGGAUUAAAGAGAAUUUUACGGCGUGGCAAGCAGAAGAGGAAGAAAAUAUGAAAAAAUCAUUAGCGGAAAAUUCGAAAUAUAAAGCGUAUCGUAGAUAUAUUAAAAAUCAUGGUGUUAGUCGAAUGACUUUCGAUGACUCUUAAAAAUUAUUGUUUUUUUUCUAAUGUUUUUUUUAAUAAGUAGAAAAUUUGGUUAAAAAAAAAUUUUUAAGUGUUUAUUUUUUUUUUAAACGGAUAUUUUAGGUCUGGAACCAGUCGAAGUAUUUGACAGUAAUUUCAAAGCGGCUGGAAAUUCGAUUAAGGUUAGGUUAGGUUUGAGUGGCUGUCCUGGGGUGGGACACACUUAGACCAUAGGGUCCGUUGUGAUACUGUAAAUGGGUUG